CAUCCAAAUUUAGUUGGAAGAGAUGGUAGAUUCCUCUCACAAUUUGGUUGGCAACACCCAAAUUCUCAACUUCUUUACAAAUACUAUGAGUAGCAAGAUUCAUUAAACAACCCAAAAGGAAAGCAAGAAACUCACAUUAAUUCCACUCUCUCUCUCUCUCCCCCCUUUAAUUUAUUUCUCCUUCCACUACUAAUCCUUCUCUUUUCUUGAAUUAUUAAACCCUUUAUUGUGUUGUAAUUAAUCUAGAAGAAUUUGAAUUGGAUGGAUGGCCAUCAACUCCCACCACCAUUCCACACAAGGGAUUUCAAUUUGCAGCAGCACCAAACCUCCGAAGAAGAAGAAGAAGAAGAACAAAGCGAGACCAGCGACCUAAACAAGAGCGGCCCAGGCACGGGCGAGGGGGAGCUGUCCGUAACCCGGAGGCCCCGAGGCCGCCCGGCCGUGUCGAAGAACAAGCCGAAGCCGCCGAUCAUCGUCACCCACGACAGCGUCAACGCCCUCCGCACCCACGUCAUGGAGAUCUCCGACGGCUGCGACGUCAUUGACGCCGUCUCCACCUUCGCCCGCCGCCGCCAGAGGGGCGUGUGCGUGAUGAGCGGGAUGGGCAGCGUCGCCAACGUGACGCUGAGGCAGCCCGGGGCAGGGGCAGUCGCGACCCUGCACGGGAGAUUCGAGAUCUUGUCGCUCUUGGGGUCGUUCCUGCCCCCACCCGCGGCCACAGGGCUCACCGUGUACCUCGCGGGCGGGCAGGGGCAGGUGGUCGGGGGCAGCGCGGUCGGGCAGCUUCUCGCGGCGGCGCCCGUUAUUGUAAUGGCGGCCUCGUUUAGCAAUGCGGCGUAUGAGAGAUUGCCGCUGGAUGAGGAUGAGAAUGCGGCCCAAGUUCAAGGAGGAUCGCCGCCGCCGCAAAUUCAGCAGUUGAUGGGGGACUUGCAAGGGAUGCCGCCUAAUCUUUUUAACCCGAUUCAGAUGCAAAACGAUGCGUUUUGGGCUACGGGUAGGCCGCCAUUCUAGCUACCAUCUUGUUCCUUCUUCAUUAAUUCACUAGUUUUUUUAAUUAUCAGAUCAUUAACGUUUUCAGUUUAUAUUAUUACAUGGA
Molecule: messenger RNA, 1096 nt
Organism: Salvia splendens (bonfire salvia)
Lineage: Eukaryota; Viridiplantae; Streptophyta; Magnoliopsida; Lamiales; Lamiaceae
Product: AT-hook motif nuclear-localized protein 24
Exons: 1
Coding region: 262-1011 (249 amino acids)
Biological process (GO): vegetative to reproductive phase transition of meristem
Cellular component (GO): nucleus
Molecular function (GO): DNA-binding transcription factor activity; minor groove of adenine-thymine-rich DNA binding
Source: RefSeq, a predicted model, not a curated record